GACUAAAUCUCGCUGCUGAAAAAACAGGAGAUAAUUCUAACUUGGCUGCCUAUGCUUGGAGAGUCCACGUAGACUUCAUUUAGCAUACACAAUGGACAUAUCGAAGGCACCAAACCCACGCAAACUACAGCUCUGCCGCAUCUACUUUCUGACUGGCUUCGCUUUUCUGCCCUUCGUGUGGGCCGUAAAUGUUUGCUGGUUCUUUGAAGAGGCGUUUCGCAAGCCGCCAUACACCGAACAGACUCAAAUAAAGCGCUAUGUGAUAUACUCAGCUAUAGGGACGUUCAUCUGGACAAUUGCACUGAUCACCUGGGUUAUUCUAUUCCAAGCGAAUCGUGCGGCUUGGGGUGCCACCGCCGACUAUAUUAGCUUUAUCAUUCCAUUAGGGGUCCCAUGAUCUUGAGUCGAUUCUAAUUUAUGGUAUUAAAACUAACAAAUUGAUAUUAAACUAAAUAAAUGAAAACACAAUAUACAAGAUA
This is a messenger RNA of Drosophila arizonae, 479 nucleotides long. RefSeq names its product presenilin enhancer, gamma-secretase subunit (gene pen-2). NCBI's taxonomy places the organism in Eukaryota, Metazoa, Arthropoda, Insecta, Diptera, Drosophilidae. The record is from RefSeq and is a predicted model, not a curated record. Gene Ontology annotation, cellular component: gamma-secretase complex. Gene Ontology annotation, biological process: Notch receptor processing.